Cordyceps militaris CM01 is the source of this 411-nucleotide messenger RNA. RefSeq names its product Glyoxalase/bleomycin resistance protein/dioxygenase. The record is from RefSeq and is a predicted model, not a curated record. NCBI's taxonomy places the organism in Eukaryota, Fungi, Ascomycota, Sordariomycetes, Hypocreales, Cordycipitaceae. Bases 1 to 411 code for a protein of 136 amino acids. The transcript has a single exon.
AUGGCCGCCACCGUCAAGACCCUGGACCAUCUCGUCCUCACCUGCGCCGACGUGUCCGCCACCAUCGCCUUUUACACCGCGCACCUCGGCAUGCGCGCCUCCGCGUUCGUGUCCCCCAAGGACGCCGAGGGCACCCCCGCGCGGCGCGCGCUGCAUUUCGGCGCGCAAAAGAUCAACCUCCACCAGCGCGGCGCCGAGUUUGAGCCCAAGGCCCGGACGGCGCUGCCGGGCACGGCGGACCUCUGCUUCGAGCUGGACGACGCGGUGAGGCUGGAAGAUGUGCAGAGGAGGCUGAAGGAGGCGGGGAGCGUGACGCUGGAGGAAGAGGGGGAGAUUGUGUUCAGGACGGGCUCCAGGGGACGGAUGAGGAGCUUGUAUAUCCGGGAUCCGGACGGCAACUUGAUAGAGUAA